AUGGCCAUACAGGUGAUUGAUUGGGGUCUUUGGGGUCAGGUUCCGCUGAUAGUCGGCCAAGCGCGGGACCCCAGCGACGAGCACCAGCGCUUUGGAGAGAGUACAGUAGGUACUUUGGCACUCUCUAAGAGCGAGGUCCCGAGUUGCAGCGCCAGCCUUGUCUUGAUCCCACCCCCCCAGUUGCCAGCCCAAUUACGCAGCCAAAGUCUUCUCUCCCUCCCAGUAUGUUCUCAUAGGCGUCGCAGCACCUUCUCCGGUCCUCGACAGAGCUCCUUUGCCAUUCUCGUCUUUCCAGAAGCCCUCUGCGGCCCGUCGCCUGCGAGGAUCCCUCCCCUCCCGCCUGAGCAGAUCUGCCCUUCCACCUCCAGCCGCCUCUGUGCCUCGACCGCCCACGGCCGACUGAACUUUGCGACCGAAACACGGCCACCACCCGCCCCUCGACAGGAACCGCCCAACUACUUCUACGACGCCCUCUACGGCAUCCCUCGAGGGUUUCGCCCGUUGUGCAGACCUGGUCCACUCGCCCACGGCGCCAGCCGCCUCGCCGCCAGCAUGACGUCUCAACAGGCCCUCUUCGCCGACACAAUAAUAGCCAUGAAGAAGGCUAUGAAGCGAAGAGCAUACGGUGCGCACCCCAACCUCCCAUCGCCAGCUCAAGCUCGCCCCGUCACUAACGAUUUUGCCGCCUUCGCUACAGAGUCUGAAGAUUCCGAAGACGACAUAGACUACCAUGGCAACCGCGGCCAGAAGCUCAAAAAGCGAGCCCGAUUCGCUCGCGAAGGGCAAUUGGCGCCACCCUCGGGCCCAGAGUUCGUCAACCACGCCGGGUAUACACGGGCCAUCAUAAGUCGGAACCCGCCGCUCGUCGACGACGAAGGUUACGAACCCGAGAGCGACGACGAAGACUACGAACAGCGCAUGCAAGAGAUUGCCGAAACCGCUGCCGAGUUCAAUCCAUACGCAAGCCUGCGACUCGAAAAUAUCCUCGCGCCGCUGUCGUCCGUAACCGAGAUCCCAUCCCAUCCCACCCUGUCCAGGGCGUACACCUCCAAGACCCUGUCCGACCUUACCAAGCAAGCUCGGGAGAUCCUCCACAAGGAAAACGCCGCGCUGUGGAAGGUCAAGCAUCUACACACCAAGCUUGUCGGCGACCAUGUGUGGGUGCCAUGUUCGCUCAUGGAGACCCCUCAUGAUCUCGACUUGUACCAAGAAAACCACGCGACGAAUGGAUUGGGCCAGCGCUCUGUCAACUCCGACGCCACCAUGCUCCUCUUGGAACGCGCGGCCGCCGCCAGCAGCACAAACGGUCAGCCGUCAGUCAACGGAGAAGCACCGACGGCGAAGGAGGCGCAAGAAGACGCAGCCGAUGGCGACACCUCCAUGGUGGACGCCGACGUCACCAUUGACGAGGACACUGCGGCCGACGAUGAGUCGAGUUCAAAAACAGGCCAGACCAAAGAGAGAGGAGAGAAAACGGGAAAUGACCAGCGGGCCAGUAAAUCAUCCAAGGAAGCUGCGCCAGACGGUCAGGCGACGGCCGACGGCGGCUCGCAAAAGCAAGAGAAGCACGCCACUAAUGGCAUCUCGAAGACGGCUGAGCAGAACGGUGAUUUGAGCACGUCACAUGGACUGCAGGCUGCAACGAACGGCAGCGAGGUGAACCUACCUGGAAGUGGGCCCAUGUCAACGGCUUCGGUCGACCCGCUGGAUGAGAUGUUCAUCCACCCGAUAUUCCUGGCACCGAGGUCGUCUCAGCCCAAUCGCGAUCUCGGGCUUCCCGAGGGCGAAGCGGAGGAUCUGCGGCGGCUGCUCCAGCUGUACGUGCAAAAACAGGAGGAAGUGUGCCGGGGCGCCAAGCGGCUGAACGAGGGAUUACUGCGGGCAGACCGUCUCCGGAAGACGGUCUUCCAGUGGUCCAAGUUUGAAGCGCACGUCGGCCCGAACCGAGACAUGUCGGACGGCGAGGACUGGUACGACAAGGAAGAAUGGGGCCUCGACGAGGACCUCAAGAAGGGCCAGGACGAGGAGGAGGAAGACACGACGCAGACGGCCAAGAAGACGAGGGCGAGGAGGUGA
Neoarthrinium moseri is the source of this 2076-nucleotide messenger RNA. RefSeq lists its product as uncharacterized. The coding region runs from base 1 to 2076 and encodes 691 amino acids. Gene Ontology annotation, cellular component: cytosol; Rpd3L complex. The record is from RefSeq and is a predicted model, not a curated record. Gene Ontology annotation, biological process: negative regulation of silent mating-type cassette heterochromatin formation; negative regulation of rDNA heterochromatin formation. NCBI's taxonomy places the organism in Eukaryota, Fungi, Ascomycota, Sordariomycetes, Amphisphaeriales, Apiosporaceae. The transcript is spliced from 4 exons.